UGGCUAGAUCAAGCUAUUGCAGUCAUGCGAAACUGUCGUUUUCUAGGCUCACGCACCACGCGAGUACGGCACUGCGUCUGGGUCGAGCUGUACUCUCCUGGCGAGAGUCGGUCUCCAAGGGGUCGAGUUUUAAAUCGCGUCCAACUAAAGCCUUCACGUCGCCGUGGCUGCCUGAAAGAUCGGCGAUCAUGAUCGUCACCCUCAAGACAUUACAGCAGCAGACGUUCAAAAUUGAAGUGGACCCGUCAGAAACGGUGAAAGUAUUCAAAGAAAGGAUAGAAGAGAAGAAAGGCAAGGACUACCCCGCACACUGCCAAAAACUUAUAUAUGCAGGUAAAAUCCUAAGCGAUGACUCCAAAAUGAGCGAAUAUGACAUUGACGAAAAGAAGUUUGUGGUCAUCAUGGUGACCAAGCCUAAACAGUCUGUCGAUGCAACGGCUAAAACACCGGGGCCUGGUGCGACGUCGACGGUGGCAUCUGCAGGGACGGCCUCGCCUGCCUCUGUGAAGCAGCCGGCUGCAGAAGCCCAAAAGCCGGUGGAGACACCCAGCGGCGCCUCCAAAAGUCCAGUGCAGUCACCGGCACAUUCUGCGGCAACCACACCAACCUCACGGCCAGUGACUGAGACUGGGGACACGGGCCUGGCCAUGGCUGCCUCGGCACUGGUCAUGGGUGACGAGUACGAGCGCAUGGUGCAGCAGAUCAUGGAGAUGGGCUAUGAGCGGCCACAGGUGGAGAGGGCCUUGCGCGCCAGCUUCAACAAUCCCGACCGGGCCGUCGAGUACCUCCUGACGGGCAUCCCUCCGUCACAGCAGGACCCGGCAGAAGAGAGCCAGGGUGCAGCGGAAGAGUCUGAGGACACCCCGAGGAGCGUUCCCAGUGACACAGCCAUGUUGUCACCGCAGUCGCAUCAGGGCACCACUGGGCCACUCGAACCAGCAUUGGCAGCAGAAGGCGGCAACCCUGAGGACCCGUUGGCCUUCCUUCGGUUCCAGCCUCAGUUCCAGCAGAUGCGACAGGUGAUUCAGCAGAACCCGCAGCUGCUCAAUGCAGUGUUACAGCAGCUUGGCCAGACUAACCCCCAGCUCCUGCAGCUCAUCUCCAGGAACCAGGAGGCAUUUGUGCGGAUGUUGAAUGAGCCCAGCCCACCACCAGGUGGUGCCAGCCAGGGAGGUGCACCCGGUGGCCUGGGCAGUGGAGGAGCUCCCAUUGAGGUCAACUACGGCCAGGUCACACCUCAGGACAAAGAGGCCAUCGAGAGGCUGAAGGCGUUGGGCUUUCCAGAGUACCUGGUCGUGCAGGCCUACUUUGCCUGCGACAAGAACGAGAACCUGGCCGCCAACUUUCUGCUCUCGCAAAACUACGACGACUGACGCCUCUCGACGCUGUGCCUUAAGCCCUCCUCUCCCACAGGCCCCUGCUGUCUGAAGCCGCAGGGCAACCCUUUCUCGGUUUUCGGCUCGCCCCAACAAAAAAUCAAAUGGAGCAUUCAAAGCAGCCUUCUGCACGUUUUCGUUUCACUUUUUAAAUGAUUCAGAGCGACAGGGGUCAAUAAAACAAAAAGGCAACGAGCAGACGAUGCGCGUAGCUGAGGGCCUCCGUGUUCUGACGUCACCCGCGCCUCGCGUGAUGUCAUCGUUUGGCGUUUCUGUGCGGGAGCUGCUGCUGCGACGGCCGGUUUUCUUGUUGUUUUUUUCCCUUCCUUUGGAAGUGAGGGCGUGUUUUUGUGUGGAUAUUUUUUUUUAUGUACAGGAUAAGUUUGCAUUAAAUGAAGUGCAGAAAUGGUUGUAAUUGAGCGUCGAAGAGACAAUAUGCGGCUGUAUUCGUGCAGUGUGUUGCUGUAUGAGCGAAUGUCACUGCGGAUUUGCCGAAUGCUUGCUGUUCCUGUACGCGGUUUAUAGCGUGUUGAAAAUAAAUGACUCAUU
Rhipicephalus sanguineus (brown dog tick) is the source of this 1925-nucleotide messenger RNA. Its product is annotated as UV excision repair protein RAD23 homolog A. Bases 189 to 1373 code for a protein of 394 amino acids. The transcript is spliced from 9 exons. The record is from RefSeq and is a predicted model, not a curated record. Gene Ontology annotation, biological process: proteasome-mediated ubiquitin-dependent protein catabolic process; nucleotide-excision repair. Gene Ontology annotation, molecular function: polyubiquitin modification-dependent protein binding; damaged DNA binding; proteasome binding. Gene Ontology annotation, cellular component: cytosol; nucleoplasm. NCBI's taxonomy places the organism in Eukaryota, Metazoa, Arthropoda, Arachnida, Ixodida, Ixodidae.